AUGUCUACUUCUGGGGAAAAAGUCUCACGCCUCCUAGCCAGCAAUGAGAAAUUUGCAUCUUCUUUCACCGGCGCUCCAACAAUGGAACAGAUGCGGUCUGGCUUAGUAGGAAAUGGACCGCUCUUCAUCCUCACCUGUGUCGACCCCCGAUGUGUCCCUGAAGCCUUCUUUGGGCCAGACCUACGGGCAGCCGUCCAUCGAAACGCGGGAGGUCGAGCAACAGCCGACGUGGUGCGGACGUUGAAUGCCUUGCGUGCUUUGGUCAAGAUGGAUACCGUGGUUGUUGUUCAUCACACGGAUUGCGGUAUGACCCAUGUUACCGAAGAAGAGAUCCGCGAAUACUCAAAGUCGAAGAAUCCUGAAGCAGCAGCAAUCGUAGACAAUAUUGACUUUGACCUUUGGAAAGAGGAGCAACUCGAGGAGUCUGUCAAAAAAGACGUCCGCAAGCUCAGAGAGGAUAAGAGUCUUGAUGGCAUUGAAGUUUUUGGAUUUGUGCUGGACACGCAGACUGCUGUUGUGACAGAGGUCCAUGUUUAG
Talaromyces amestolkiae is the source of this 537-nucleotide messenger RNA. RefSeq lists its product as uncharacterized. Gene Ontology annotation, molecular function: carbonate dehydratase activity; zinc ion binding. NCBI's taxonomy places the organism in Eukaryota, Fungi, Ascomycota, Eurotiomycetes, Eurotiales, Trichocomaceae. The transcript is spliced from 3 exons. The record is from RefSeq and is a predicted model, not a curated record. Bases 1 to 537 code for a protein of 178 amino acids.